Messenger RNA from Columba livia (rock pigeon), 1352 nucleotides. Its product is annotated as neuritin-like. The coding region runs from base 132 to 548 and encodes 138 amino acids. Gene Ontology annotation, biological process: nervous system development; neuron projection extension. The record is from RefSeq and is a predicted model, not a curated record. The transcript has 3 exons. NCBI's taxonomy places the organism in Eukaryota, Metazoa, Chordata, Aves, Columbiformes, Columbidae. Gene Ontology annotation, cellular component: plasma membrane.
UAGCCCCGGUCAGAGCCGCUCAUUAGCGGUUGCGGGGUCGGGUGUCCUCCCUGCGAGGGCAGGCGGGGAGCGCGGCCGGACAUGGGGGUACGGGCAGCGGCAGCAGCAGGUGUGGCGGAGCCGGCGGCGGGAUGGGGCAGCGCUGGUACCCGGCCGUGUUGCUCCUCACUCUGGGGCACCUGGCUGGGCUGCUGGCAUCGGGCAUCGCCUGUCACAACGUUUACCAAGACUUAUCAGAAUGCAUCCUCAAGCUGGGGGAAAACAUGGCCACGUACGAGGAGGCAGAUGGCAUUGAGCUACAGGGCUUGCACCGUGUCUGCGGGUACUGGGAUGAGUUCCACACGUGUGCCCUGACAGCGCUCAGGGAGUGCCAGAAGGAAGCAGCGGCCGUCUGGGAGAUGCUGAGAAGGGAAUCUCGAAAACUCAAAUUUCAAGGCAGCUUGUUUGACCUCUGCAGCCCCAGCAUGGCCCAAAGCUUUGCCUGCACCCACGUUCCCAAUGUUUCCAUCCUCGGCAUCCCCCUCAUCAUUACUUGGCUGAACUUAUAAACUGCAGCUCUGUAAGUAUCACAGCUAAGGUGGUGGCAGCAUGUGUCGUGGCAUCUUUCCGAUUAUUUUUACAAACCUUUGGGGGAAUGCACUUUGUGGUGCUCAGCAAACACUUGGCUCCAUCCUGCACCUAUGAGAUGUCGAAGAGCUUGGCACAGCUCCUGGGUUUUGCUGUUUCCCUGUAAUUUGGGAUGACACCUGUCCCCUCCUCCUUCAAGGCACUGACAUGGAUCUGGCUGACUGCAGAAUUUGGGAACUUGUAGAUAUGGGGCAGAGGAUAUGGGGAAAAAUGAUAAAUUGGUUGUGAACACUGAAUACUUUUGCUUUCUUCUACGGGAAGGAAACCUGUUUACUUUGCUGACACUUUCCACCAGAUCAACUCUCCAGAUUUUUGAUUUGGGUACUGAAAAGAAGAUGGACAUUUUUACCACAGAUCUGUGAGGUGCAGGGGCUGGUGUAUGUCCUGUCAAAGGCAGAAAGGAGUCCUUAUCACCCUAUCCUGGUCUUUUUCCUUUGAGGACAUGGUGAAACCCCUGCUGAAGAAUAAUCACAAGUGCAUGACUUCUCUUGUACACAUCUGGAUUCUUACGUAACCCCUGUGUAAUGUGUAAAACCCUUUUCUAAUGAAAUAGAGGGCAAAAAUAUUUGGGGGGAGAGGGACUGUCAAGCUAGCAGGACAAAAGGAUUUAUAGCAACUCUUUGGCUUUAAAGCUCUCUCCAAAUGUACCUGUAAGCAGCUCUGUGGCUGGCAGAGUGUAACUCCAGAGUAUUAAAGUUUGUUGUAGAGUCUACAACAUGGUAGAA